Messenger RNA from Euleptes europaea (tarantolino), 7373 nucleotides. RefSeq names its product myosin phosphatase Rho interacting protein (gene MPRIP). The transcript is spliced from 24 exons. Gene Ontology annotation, biological process: actin filament organization. The record is from RefSeq and is a predicted model, not a curated record. Gene Ontology annotation, molecular function: actin filament binding. Gene Ontology annotation, cellular component: actin cytoskeleton. Lineage: Eukaryota; Metazoa; Chordata; Lepidosauria; Squamata; Sphaerodactylidae. Bases 30 to 7313 code for a protein of 2427 amino acids.
UCCUCUUCCUGGGCAAGGCACCCAACGCCAUGUCUGCGAAAGAUAACCCCUGCAGGAAAUUCCAAGCCAACAUCUUCAACAAAAGCAAAUGCCAGAAUUGCUUUAAGCCCCGAGAAUCGCAUCUGCUGAACGAUGAGGAUUUGAACCAGGCAAAGCCUAUUUACGGUGGAUGGCUCUUGCUGGCGCCUGAAGGCACCGAUUUCGACAACCCCGUUCAUCGUUCUCGGAAAUGGCAACGCCGGUUUUUCAUCCUGUACGAACAUGGCCUUCUCCGCUACGCCCUGGACGAGAUGCCUACCACCCUGCCCCAGGGUACUAUCAACAUGAACCAGUGCAUGGACGUCGUGGACGGAGAGAGCCGAACGGGACAGAAGUUCUCCCUCUGCAUCCUGACCCCGGAGAAAGAGCACUUCAUCCGGGCUGAGAACAAGGAGAUCAUCAGCGGGUGGCUGGAGAUGUUGGUUGUCUAUCCGAGGACGAACAAGCAGAAUCAGAAGAAGAAGAGGAAAGUCGAGCCCCCGACCCCCCAGGAACCCGGUCCAGCCAAGAUGGCGGUGACCAGCAGCAACAUCCCCAGUGCCGAGAAAAUCCCGACCACCAAGUCAACCCUCUGGCAGGAAGAAAUGAGGGGGAAAGACCAACCAGAUGGAAAUGGAGCCGUGGGCAUGGCCGCAAGCCCCGUACAAGGCCCAGCUCCGUCUGCCUGUUCCCUGAAGGAGCCAACGCUGGAUAGCAAAGAAGACGAGAGCACGAUGAACGGCGAUCGUGGAGACUGCGGGCGGAAGGCGCGCGUAGAGAGCGGCUAUUUUUCCCUGGAGAAGACCAAACAGGAUGCCAAGGUGGAGGAGCAGCAGCUGCUGACCCCGCCGUCCCCUCCCAGCCCUGGCACCCCGAACAACAGGUACAGUGACCCCACGUCGUCCUCCCCAGAGGAAAGCUGCCCCUUUCCUUCCCCAGGUACCCGGCAGCCCGGCAGCCGAAUGGUUUACAGCUUCUCCCUCAACGCCCUGGACUCAGAAAGCGGCUACCCUGGCCCGCACAAGGACUGCGCCGGCCGAGACGGGGCCAGGGGCUCCGAGGGGCUGGCCCGGCCCUUUGCCUUCAAAGCCAGCCGGCAGUACGCCACCCUGGCCGACGUCCCCAGGGCCAUCCGGAUCAGUAACCGGGAAGCCUUCCAAGCGGAGCGGAAGCGGCUGGAGCGGAGGGCCCGGGCCCGCAGCCCCGGAAGGGAAGAAGUGGCUCGGCUCUUCGGCAGCGAAAGGAGGCGGUCCCAGGUGAUUGAAAAAUUCGAGGCCCUGGAUAUCGAGAACGCAGAGAACAUGGAGACCAACACGUCCAGCGGCUCUACGCUCUCCAGUGAGACUCGGCAGGGCAGGAGCGAGAAGAGGGUUUUCCCCAGGAAGCGGGACUUUGCUGCUGAAUCGGCAACGGGCUCCAUCCUGGACAUGUCGACAUCCCCUCUGUCCCCUCACCGCAGAGCCAAGUCACUAGACCGGCGGUCUACCGAGUCUUCUAUGACGCCCGAUUUGCUGAACUUCAAAAAAGGGUGGUUGACCAAGCAGUACAAAGACGGGCAGUGGAAGAAACACUGGUUUGUGCUGACGGACCAAAGCCUAAGAUACUACCGGGACUCCGUGGCGGAGGAGGCAGCCGAUCUGGAUGGGGAAAUCGACUUGUCAACGUGCUUCGAUGUGACAGAAUAUCCUGUCCAGAGAAACUAUGGCUUCCAGAUCCACACUAAAGAAGGAGAGUUCACCCUCUCCGCCAUGACUUCCGGGAUUCGCCGGAACUGGAUCCAGACUAUCAUGAAGCACGUGCGGCCCACCACUGCCCCAGACGUGACCAGCUCCUUGCCAGAAGAGAAAAGCAAAACCAGCACGUCGUUUGAGGCCUGCCCCAAGCCGAGCGAGAAGCAGGACUCCGAGCCGGCAGAGAUCGACCCCGAGCACAAGCGCAGCCGCGCCCGGGAGCGCAGGCGGGAGGGCCGCUCCAAGACCUUCGACUGGGCUGAGUUCCGCCCCAUCCAGCAGGCCCUGGCGCAAGAGCGGGGCGGCGGAGGGGAGCAGCCCAAAGGCGGGGGGCCUGUCCCUUUCCCCACGGAGCCCAGCCCCUCUGAUGCAGACCCCGGGGAGCUGGAAAGAGAGCGGGCGCGGCGGCGGGAGGAGCGGCGGAAGCGUUUCGAGAGCCUGGACCAGCCCGACGGGGGGUACCCGGGGGACUUCUCCAGGAUGGAGGUGGACCGAGUCCCCGGCCUGCCCGUCACUGCCGAGGCCAAGCCGCAGAACGUCCACGUGGAGAUUGAGCAGCGGUGGCACCAGGUGGAGACCACCCCUCUGCGUGAGGAGAAGCAAGUGCCCAUCGCCCCGUUGCAGCUGGCGCAUCCCGAGGACGGGGGUGAGGCGCUCCACAAGCAGCAGCUCACCGUGCUUCUGGAGAAGGAGCUGGAGCAGAGCCAAAAGGCGGCUUCGGAACUCCUGGAGCAGAACCGGAUCCUGCAAGACCAGCUGAAAGUGGCGCUGGGCAGGGAGCAGAGCGCCCGGGAAGGCUACGUCUUGCAGACUGAGGCGCCCGCGGCCCCAUCGGGGGCCUGGCAGAGGCUCCACAAAGUCAACCGAGACCUCCAGAGUGAGCUGGAAGCCCAGUGCCAGCGCCAGGAGCUGAUCAAUCAGCAGAUCCAAGCCCUGAAGCGUAGCUAUGGGGAGGCCAAGGACGUGAUCCGGCACCACGAGGCGGAGAUCCAGAGCCUGCAGGCCCGGCUGGGCAAUGCGGCUGCCGAGCUGUCCAUCAAAGAGCAGAUGCUGGCCAAGCUGAAGAGUGACCUGAAAGCCGAGAAGGAGAAAGCCCAGGAGCAGAUGGAGGAAUGGCAGCACAGCGAGAUGGCGCUGAGCUCCCAGCUGAAGGCCAGCGAGCAGAAGCUCAAGAGGGCGGAAGCCCUCCUCCUGGAGAAAACCCAGGAGCUGCGGGAUCUGGAAACUCAACAGGCCCUGCAAAGGGACUACCAGAAAGAAGUCCAGCGACUCCAGGAGAGGAUCGCGGACGUGAGCCGGCAGCUCAGUGCCAGCGAGCAGUCCCGGAUGCUGAUGGAAGAAAAGCUGCAGCGGAACUACGAAGCGUUGCUGGAGAGCUGCGAACGGGAGAAGCAGGUCUUGAUCCAGAGCCUGAAGGAAGUGGAGGACCGAGCCAGCGAGUACGAGAACCAGCUCCAGAACAGCGAGCAGCAGAUGGAGAUCCUGCAGAAGGAGAAGCUGACGGCCAAAUUUGAGGGCAGCGAGAUUGUCCAUCAGCUGGAGGAGCAGCUGGAGAUGAAGGAAGACAGCAUUCAGAAGCUGGCUGAGCACAUCAAGAACCUGGAGGAGGAACGGGAUCAGAUCAAAUGCAGGUUCCAGGAGCUGAUGAACCAGGUGGCCGAGUCCGACCACGAGGUUGCCAAGCUGCAAGUGAAACUGCAGUCUGAGGAGACCAACUACAGCACACUGGAGCGUUCCUACGAGGAGGUGUCGGGCCAGUUUCAGAACUUGCAGAAGGUCCUGGAGGAGAAGGAGGAAGAGUUGAGAGCCAUACAGGAGGUCCACUUAAAAACUGUCCAAAAGGAUCGGGAUUUGGGCGAAUGUUCACUGGGAAUGGAAGGAAGUCAACAGGCCAAACAAGAGGCCUUGAAAACGCUGGCCGACGAAAGUUCAGGGCACUGCGCUGGCCAAGAAACAGUCAAUUCCUGCACUGCAGCUGAGGUUGACGCCGAUCAAGUUGCACAACAUCUGCAGGUUCCGGAAGGAAUUCCCAUUUUGGAAUCUUUGCCCGCUGAGGACGACAAUCCCAGUCAGAGACAGAUUGGUGAACAGGCAGCCGUGAAAGCAGAAGAUCACAGGUCUCCGUUGAAGCCUCUGCACCUUCCAGAGAGGGAGACUUGUCAGAAGGAUCUGGCCAAACUCGACACGGAAAUCCCAGGAGCCAAACGGCAGAGGAUCCGUUUCUCCAGCAUCCAGUGCCAAAAAUACAUCCACGCAGACGGCUCAGAGAAAAUGUGGGCCAGCAGCACGUCGUCGGACACCAGCCAGGACCGCUCGCUUUCCGAAGACAGCAUGUCGUCAGAACCAGCUCCUUGUUACCCGGCCUCGGGCGACUCAGAGACUUACCUGUCUAUCAUCCAUUCUCUGGAAACCAAACUUUACAUCACGGAGGAGAAGCUGAAAGACGUGACGAUGAAACUGGAGAGCCAGCAAGGUCAUAAUCAAGACACCCUCCUCACGCUUCACCACCAGUGGGCCAGCACAGAAGCCCAGCUGAGGGAGCAGCUUCAGGACAGUUUGACGCAAGUCAGCCUGUUGGUCUCGCAGCUGGAAAGUGAGAGGCAAGGGAAACUCAAGCUGAUGGCCCAGCACGCCAGUGAGCUGGGGGGAUUCCAGGGGAGGAACAGCAAAGCCAUGAUGUGCUUGAAACAGUGUGGAGAGCAGCUAAGGACUCUGCCCAGAUCUGACCAGGAACGAGGGGGAGAGAUGUUCUUGGACACCUUAUCCAGCAUGGAGGCGACAUUAUCUAAUGCAAUCCAGGCCUUACAGGGGACACUGUCUUUACCUGAUUUCCAGCCAAGAGGAAGUCCCCCACCCCAAGAAGGCAGUUUGCUGGAAAACGAUACUCCCGUCCUCCGGCAACAGCGAGUGGACUUGUCCGAACGAGACCAACUAUGGUUGCUUUCCAAGAGGGUGGCAUUUGAAGCUUGCCUGAUAAACCGGAUAGCAGAGUCUCUGAGGGACUCCACUUCUGAGAUAGCCCUGGCCCUUCGGGAGAUUCACGGGACUGUGAAUGCCGUCCUCUUAGAGCCUUCCAACAUUUCCCAAACGGCGGUCGCUUUGGCCAACAUCUUAUCGAAAAAGCUAGUGUUGGAGGAUGAAUUUUGGGGCCAGGUUGAGGAGUUGAGAAAGCACCUAGGCGAGAAGGAAAAAGAAGAAGAAAAGAUGGAAGAGGAAAGUGCGGGCUCCCCUCAAGUCCUCACUCAUGCUGUUGCGGACAGUGCACUCGUUCAAGCCGAGCUCGGAUUCGUCGCCCAGAAAAUGCGGGAGUCUUUCCAUCAGAGGCUGAAGGCCAUCGAAGAGGAUCUCCACAACACCAAAACAGCCCUUCAGCAGCACAAGUGCAUGUUGGAGGAAAUCAUUAAAGCCUAUAGGACACCUCAGUUUGACGGAGUUAUGGACCAGAUUUCCAAAGCCCUUGAAAUCCAAGAGGGCACUUCUGAAAGCAUCCGGGCGUCUUGGGAAGGGAACGUUUGGAAGCCAAGUACAGAAGACCACAGCUUGCAAGGUCUUAGCGGCCAGGCUUUGGCAGCUGUUCAGGAGGAACUUUCUCAGCAACUGAAAGAUAGAGCAAAAGUCUUGGAAGAAAUAGCUGCUGCUUUGCUAUCUCUGUCACCCGAGGAGGCCCUGAAAGAUUGCCAGAAGCUCCUAAAGGUGUCUUGUACUCCUCCCUAUCUGUCUUGUAUGGGGGAUCUUGAGUGCUACUCUUCCCUGCUCGUCCAGGAUGCCAUUAUCCAGGCCCAGGUAUGUUACGGGGCCUACAGAGCUAGGCUGGAAUACGAAAAGGAGGUGCGGCUGAACAAAGAGUCGCUGCAGAACAUGGACGCUCUGUGCCAGGAGCGCAUUAGGGCUGUGGCCGUCCUCCGGGAGGAGUACGAAGAUUUGCUGCGUAAGCAGCAGAACGAAUAUUCCAAGAUGAUCGCCGUCCUUGAAAAGGAGAACGUGGACCUGAAAGCAAAAGUGGCCCAGCUGGAGAACCAGCGGAAGCUCCUGGAAGAAGAAGAACUCCAGCAAAGCAGGAAGAUGUUGGAGUUGCAGGGCAGGUACGAAGAAGAGAUCCGGACCGUGGUCGAGCAGUUGAACAGGACGGAGGACACCCUGAAAGCUGAGCGGACCAAGGGGCUCCACCAGCUGGACGCCAUCGUGCGGGACAAGCAGAACUUGGAGCGGUACCACCUGGAGCAAAUCCAGACCUUGGAGGACAAGUUUCAGGUCAAGAUGAAAGAGCUGCAAAUCAUUCAUAACGAAGAGAUGCAGACGCUGCAGGAUCACUACAGCAGGAAUCUGCAGGGCUUGCAGGAAUCUCUGGAUGAGUACCGGAAUCAGCACCCAGAAGUGUUGCCUGGAGACACGCCUGAAGCUGGCCCACUGGAAGCACAUGCCGAGGGCAAGCUUGAGGGCGGGCCACAGGGCUCCGACGGUGAGCUCAGCUCUAUGCACGGGUUGCGCGAGCGCAUACAAGAGUUGGAAGCCCAGAUGGACGUCAUGAGAGACGAGCUGGAGCACAAGCACCUGGAAGGGAGCACGUCGACCCUGCGGGAGAAAUACCAGAAAGACUUUGAGAACCUUAAGGCGACUUGUGAGCGAGGGUUUGCGGCCAUGGAAGAAACGCACCAGAAGAAGAUCGAGGACCUGCAGAGGCAACACCAGCGGGAACUGGAGAAGCUACGGGAGGAGAAAGAGAGGUUGCUGGCGGAGGAGACGGCUGCGACCAUCUCAGCCAUAGAGGCCAUGAAGAAUGCUCACCGGGAAGAGCUGGAGCGGGAACUGGAGAAGACCCAGAGGUCUCAGAUUAGCAGCAACAACUCUGACGUUGAGGCUCUGCGGAGGCAAUACUUGGAGGAGCUGCAGUCUGUCCAGCGGGAGCUCGAGGUCCUGUCGGAGCAGUACUCGCAAAAGUGCCUGGAGAACGCUCACUUGGCCCAGGCCCUGGAGGCGGAGCGGCAGGCCCUCCGCCAGUGCCAGCGCGAAAACCAGGAGCUCAACGCCCACAACCAGGAGCUGAACAACCGCCUGGCUGCAGAGAUCACUCGGUUACGGACGCUGCUGACUGGAGAGGGCGGGCUGGAGACGGCUGGCUCGCCUCUCACUCAGGGCAAGGAUGCCUACGAGCUAGAGGUUCUGCUGCGAGUCAAAGAAUCAGAAAUCCAGUACUUGAAGCAAGAGAUCAGUUCCCUUAAAGAUGAAUUGCAAACAGCCUUGAGGGAUAAAAAAUAUGCCAGCGAUAAGUAUAAAGAUAUCUACACGGAACUGAGCAUUGUUAAAGCCAAGGCCGACUGUGACAUCAGCAGGUUGAAGGAACAGCUCAAAGCUGCUACGGAGGCCCUGGGAGAGAAAUCCCCGGAGAACACCACAGUGUCUGGAUAUGAUAUCAUGAAAUCGAAAAGUAACCCUGAUUUCUUGAAGAAAGACAGGACCAACGUUGGCCGGCAGUUAAGAAAUAUCAGGUCAAAGAGUCUGAAGGAAGGCCUGACGGUGCAAGAGCGCCUCAAGCUCUUUGAAUCCAAGGACUUGAAGAAAGACUAGCUCUCCUUCCUGUUCGGCUUGACCACGUGCACCUCCUCGCUUGCGGCCUCAUGACACAAA